GUAAUAGUAAAAGACUUUGGCAUUGUUUGGGAAGAACUUUAAGGUUUUGGAUAAAAUAUUAGUGUUUUCCUACGGUCAAUAGUCUUUCACUUAUACCUUCGUCUUCUCGCGCAGUUAAAACUAAAAAAACAAUUAAGCGAGAAAGAUGGAGGCAUGGAGACCUGCGCAGCCACGAGGGGUGUCGAGACCGCGCGCUAGGCUGCCGGGUGGGCGGAGGGGCUGGCCGCGCUACCCGACGACGUGGUCGGAGGCCACACGUCUUCUCGGGCUUAAUGCAGGUUUUAAUAAUAUCUGGAAGAAUCAAAGCUUAAAAGCUUAUGCUAUGAAUGUGUCCCAAGGAGUUGAUCCGUCACCAAGUUGCAUUAUUAAAGCUAGGGACGAGCCUGACCAUCUCAUUGUUCUUGUUCACGGCAUCAUGGGCAGCCCAAGUGAAUGGACUUAUAUCCAAGCAGAGUUGAAAAAGCGGCUGGGAAGCAAUUUCUUAAUCUAUGCAAGUUCAUGUAAUUGUUACACAAAAACGUUUAAUGGGAUCGAUGGAGCUGGAAAACGAUUAGCGGAUGAAAUCAUACAGCUUGUGCAAGAGAGAAAGAGACUUCGAAAGAUAUCUUUUCUAUCGCAUUCUCUUGGUGGACUGAUUGCAAGACAUGCAAUCUCUGCUCUUCAUACACCAAGCUCAUCUAAUGCUAAGUGUGGUCCAGCAAGAGGACUAAUUGCUGGUCUGGAACCCAUCCAUUUCAUCACCUUGGCCACCCCACAUCUUGGAGUAAGAGGCAACAAACAGCUUCCAUUUCUUCUGGGAGUCAGUGCCUUGGAAAGGCUUGCUGUGCCAAUGGCUCCAGUUUUUGUUGGCCGAACUGGUAGCCAGCUUUUCCUUACAGACGGCAAACCAAAUAAACUGCCUCUUCUUUUAAAAAUGGCAUCAGACUGUGAAGAUGGCCAAUUUUUGUCUGCACUUGGUGCCUUUAGAUGCCGCACCAUUUAUGCUAAUGUCUCUUAUGACCACAUGGUUGGUUGGCGGACUUCUUCUAUACGAAGGGAGGCAGAACUCGUCAAGCCUCCCCUACAAUCAUUAGAUGAUGUCUACAAGCAUGUUGUAGCGGUUGAAUAUUGCCCUCCGGUUUUAUCGGAUGGACCUCAUUUCCCUCCCGAAGCAGCCAAAGCAAAAGAAGCUGCACAACAUGAACCCAACACUAAGAAUGCAUUGGAGUAUCAUGAAAUUGUUGAAGAGGAAAUGAUUCGCGGCUUGCAACAAUUAGGGUGGAAAAAAGUGGAUGUGAAUUUCCACUCCGCGACUUGGCCAUUCUUUGCUCACAACAACAUCCAUGUGAAAAAUGAAUGGCUUCAUAACGCUGGAGCUGGAGUCGUUGCGCACAUUGCGGACGACAUAAGGCAAGUCGAUUCCUUGUGGCGAAUGCAAAGUUGAAGCCAUUACAGAACUACUUGUAUAUAAUGGAAAUUAUCACAAUUUCUUCAAACAUGAUUUUUUUUUUAUUUUGCAAAACUAGAUAGCGAGAAAUAUGACUCGCGUCUGGGUACGGAGGUUUAGUUGUAAAAUUAAGCAAAACUAAAACUUUCGGUCAUAA
Messenger RNA from Cuscuta campestris, 1583 nucleotides. Lineage: Eukaryota; Viridiplantae; Streptophyta; Magnoliopsida; Solanales; Convolvulaceae. The record is from the annotation of a GenBank genome assembly.